Messenger RNA from Protobothrops mucrosquamatus (brown spotted pit viper), 799 nucleotides. RefSeq names its product mitochondrial ribosomal protein L48 (gene MRPL48). The record is from RefSeq and is a predicted model, not a curated record. The transcript has 8 exons. The coding region runs from base 119 to 775 and encodes 218 amino acids. NCBI's taxonomy places the organism in Eukaryota, Metazoa, Chordata, Lepidosauria, Squamata, Viperidae. Gene Ontology annotation, cellular component: mitochondrial ribosome.
GUGACGGACCUCGGAGCCGCGGGGGAACGCAUUAGGGUGACCUCUUCGGAUUCGUGAUUUCAGCCCCCUCCCGUCGCCGUGGUUACCGCCUGGAGGGUCGGGGGCGUCGCUGGGGAUCAUGAGUGCGGCCUUGGGGAAAGUUUUGUCCCUGGGAAAGGAAUCUGUUUUAAAGCAAGGAUCUGCUUUUUUCAGCCUUUCAUUAAAAUCAUCCAGAAGGAAUCCAAUCUGUUCUGUAGGUGUCCUACAGCAGAAUUUUCAGAGGCACUACAGGUCUCAGCCAACUCAUGGUAUCGGCCGCUACAGACAUCUCCUUCCCCCAGAGGAGCCCAAAAAAAGGAGGAAUCAUAUCGAAAUGAAGGAAAUUGACCCUGGCACAGAACAUCAAUAUGGGACCUUGAACGUUGUGCUGACGGGCUACGACGUCUCUCUGGUGGAGCACUACGCUUGCUACGUGCAUCGGCUCUGCAACAAGUUGUCGGUCAGUGUGGUCGAAAGCUACGCCAUGCCCACGAAGACUGAAGAGCUGGUGUUGACCGGGGAACAUGACAACAAACUCCGCGUGGACGCCAUUCUUACGAGUCACCAGCGCGUCGUCCAGAUUAAACAGUUGGCUGCCACGUUUAGUCCUAUUUUCUUGGAAAUUAUUCAGAAUAACCUGCCCGAAGGAGUCCAUCUAUUAGUGAAAGAGCACACGGAGGAAGACUUCAGGAUUCGACUUAAGGUCCGCACCGAACUGGAUGAGCUUCGGGCCAAGUACAGUGAGACGGGCCGAUAGCCGAUUAUGCUUUUCGUCGGUCGA